Messenger RNA from Cavia porcellus (domestic guinea pig), 2308 nucleotides. It is a transcript of the gene CUNH6orf47, whose product is annotated as chromosome unknown C6orf47 homolog. Bases 764 to 1642 code for a protein of 292 amino acids. Lineage: Eukaryota; Metazoa; Chordata; Mammalia; Rodentia; Caviidae. The transcript has a single exon. The record is from RefSeq and is a predicted model, not a curated record.
UCCCGCCGAUGCAGCUGCUUCCGGGCUCGGCGGCUCCGGGCGCCUCCGCGAGGCCGGGCCGCAGCGCUGGGUCUGUGGCGGUGGAGCGGAGAAGCAGAACGCCCGGGCGCGUCGGCCCGUGCUGCGCUCGGAGGCUGGGAUCUCUAAGGACAUCUCCGUCUUGACCUUGAGGACGCGGCUUAUUUGCUGCGCCUUCACGGCCGCGGGGGUGGGCCACGUUGUGGGAAUCGUUGCCCCUAAAUCGAAAGAGGUACGCCACAGGCUAGGGAGAGCUGGACUCCUUCAUCCGUCUCCGCAGAGACUUCCUGUUCCGUGAGCUGCCGGGGGCGGCGGUGUAGGGCUCCUUGGCUCCAGGAGGAGCGAAGGACCCCGGCCGCCUAGCGACCUCCUUGAUGGAGCACCUCCUCCGCACCGGUUUCUGGGGCACCUUGGGGCGUGGCCUUGGUGAGUGAAACUUGGGGUGCUGCCCGCUGGGAAAGAAAUCCGGAAUUAGAGGAUUCUGUGGGGGUGACCCAGGCCUGGUGAGGCCCUGAGACUGAAGUCUGCGGGUGGCGUUUCUUUUUUACCCCGAACUGAAAAGAAGCUAAGCCACGCUGGACGCUGCAUGACCGUCCGGGGAAAUGGGGGGCCCUUUAUGAAUUCGGAGUAGGCGGCAUCACCAAUUACCUGUUGUAAACCUGAGCAGAGUCUGCCUUCCAAAGGGGGCCCGUGAAGGGUCCAAAAGUGGUCCUGAACCUGGGGGCGCUCCUCGCACACCCCAGCAAUGUUCCUGCGACGGCUUGGUGGCUGGCUCCCUCGCCCGUGGGGCCGCCGGAAAGCAACACGGCCUGCCGCGCCUGCCCCCGAACCCAGAUGGGUGGAUAGCUCCCCUGAGAAUUCGGGCAGCGACUGGGACAGUGCCCCAGAAUCCAUGGGAGAUGUGGGAACUCCCAAGACUAAGGACUCGGGGACACUGAGGAGCUCCAGGGCCGCUCCGCAGCCAAGCAGGGAGCCCCAAGUUGAGCAGUCCGGGAGCAGGAGAGUGGAUUCCCCCAAAUGGGACCAUACUCCGGGGGGCACUCAAGAGUCCGGGCUACUGGAAGCCAGAGGAGCCAGUCCAACACCUGGACGGGACCCUGUGGACUCAGGGGGCACCACGAGACCCACUGCUGCCCCUGAAGGGGGACUGGGUGUCCUUGGGCCAGAGGCCUCAGUGGAGAAACCUGGCCGACGCCAGAAGCUGCUGGGCUGGCUGCGAGGGGAACCAGGGGCUCCCCCAGGGGACCCCGAGGAGCGUCUGCAGAUCUCCACCAACCUGACGCUGCACCUGCUGGAGUUGCUGGCCUCAGCCCUGCUGGCUGUGUGUUCCCGGCCCCUGCGCCUGGCCUUGGACGCACUGGGGCUCCGGGGGCCUCUGGGCCUCUGGCUGCACGGGUUGCUGUCCUUCCUGGCUGCCCUGCACGGGCUCCACGCCGUGCUGAGUCUACUGACCGCCCACCCCCUGCACUUCGCCUGCCUCUUCGGCCUCCUGCAGGCCCUGGUGCUGGCUGUCAGCCUCCGGGAGCCUGGUGCGGGUGAAGCUGCCACUGACUGGGACGGCGAGGGGCUCCGGAGUGAGGGCCAGGAGCAGAGAGGAGAGCCAGGGAAGGGGCUGGGGCCAUAGUGGGGGCAAGGAGGGAAGAAGCUAGUGUGGCCUUUAGGAGGAAUGGUGCGUCUUGAGCACAGGGACCUCAGGGACGGGGAAGCAGCCCCAAGGAGCACCGCACAGGGCCUCUUCCUCCACAGGAGGGAACAGAGCUGUCAGCACCCUGACUGUGGAUGGUGGGACAUCGCCCUGGAUUCACCAGCUGUUGUUACCCUUUGCUUUUAUAUUUCUUCCACCUAUAGUUUUUUCCUUCACCUCUUUUUAAAAAGCCAAAAAAAAAAAAGUGUGAUGGUGGAGCAUAGAGAACAGAGGGUCCUUUCCAGAGAGAAGCAGGACCGAAAGCUCUGCAGGGAGAAAGUAGCUGGGAGCCCGCGGUGUCCCUGGGGGGUGGGGGGUCCCAGAACCUGGGCCACCUAGGCAGGAGUGGGGGCUUUGCUCGAAGUCAGGGUGUGAGGCUGGGGGAUAGAGUCUGCACUGGACCCACGGAGCAGGAUGCCUGCAGGGAAGAUUGGGGCUCACUGGGGUCAUGAGUGGGAUGGUGUGGGCAGUACCGUGGAGGGCAGCUCAGAGGGCCGGACAGGCAGGGGGAUGGAGCUUGGAGACUCCACGAGGGGUCAGGGGUUUGCUCACCCAGCAAUAAAUACCUGUGUCACACUAAUCCCUAAAUACACCACUACAAUGUGA